Messenger RNA from Phymastichus coffea, 5536 nucleotides. RefSeq lists its product as uncharacterized. The coding region runs from base 783 to 2960 and encodes 725 amino acids. NCBI's taxonomy places the organism in Eukaryota, Metazoa, Arthropoda, Insecta, Hymenoptera, Eulophidae. The record is from RefSeq and is a predicted model, not a curated record. The transcript is spliced from 6 exons.
CGUGGAACCAGAUAAAUAUAAAUACAUCUAUAUAGCUAGAUGUCCUAAGGCUGCAAUUCAAUAGCGUUUGUUCAUGUGCGUGUAAUUCGAGUGCCUUGCCUUGCCGAUUUCUAUAUACGAGAGCAAGAGCCGAAUGUUUACAUUUCAAGCCGGCACUCUGAACGUCCAGCCAUCAUUGUAUACACUCAACACCGACCGGCAGUUUUGUUUCGAAAAAUCACCAAGCUACACGCAUAUGUAUACAUAGGCACACGUCAUAUCGUAUGUGAUCGAAAUACAUUUUAUUAGAAAACAAAACGUUUCUGCGUGUAUUGUACGAGGCCAAAUAGUUAGCCCUGUAGAUAGUCUUCUACAAGCGAGUCGAUCACAUUGCUUUUCGUCAAUGUGAAACUUCACGAUUGUAAUGGGUUAAUGAAAACUGCAGUUUUUUUCUUGUAUUUUCCGAUGGCCAGGCUCACGCUGUUAACUGUAGAACUGAAGGGAUUUUCAACAAUAUAAUCAGAUUAAUAUUGUUUGUUUGCUGCAACAAAAAAUCGUAGAAUUCUGCACAGCAUUGUCUGCUGUUAUUAAUUUCAACAAGUGGUUGUGAAACCUACCAUUAUAAACUAUACAGUUCAAAGUAUUUUCAAAGCUAUUUUCUUUUCAAUUUAUCAACCUUUGCUCGUAAAGUCAACUUGGUUUUAAAUAAUAAAAUGUAAUGGCUGUUGAUUACCACAAAUUUUUUUCAAAUACUUGAAGAUUAGCAAGCAAUAUUUCAGUUGUUUGUAAACAUUUUCACAGAUAUGGAUUUUGAAAAAGUAGGAUGCUACAAGCUUUAUAGAUGCAAAAGUUUAUUGGCUUGUGAUAGUGGAGGAACAGUUUAUGAUACAUCUCAAAGGUUUGAAAAUUCUGUUGGUCAAACACUUUAUAAAAAUGUAGCUGAAAGUCAAAGUGAGUCUGGUGAGUCGGAAAAUAUUAUUUACAUCAUUGAUAAAGAUUACAAGUUCAAGUCAAGUCCUCUAAACCAACAGGCCGAUACAAAUUAUUGUCUUGUUGAUGAUAAUAACUGUGAGCCAUGUUUAAAUGUAACUCAUGUAAAAGAAGAAAAUUCAAGUCUAGAUGAUAAUUGUAAAUAUUAUAUAGUUCAAUGUGAUGAUGUAGAUAGUACACAAAAUUCUACAUUAGAUUCUGAUAGUUUUGAUGGAGAAAACUUUGAAUAUUACUGUGAUUCCAUCAACCUGAGUAGUCCAACUGAAGAUCCCAAUUCAAGCAAUAAUAAUUUAGUAUCUGAAAAUAUUUUUAUUGGUAAUCAAGAAGAAGCCCGGUUUCACAAUUUGUGCAAUUUUUCUCAAGAGUCAAAAAAAAUUUUUAAUUUUCAAGAAUUGGAUGGGGUUAGUAAUCAUUCACCUAUCAAUCCAGAAAUUCAGCCAAUUAUGAACCACACUCGUAAAAGAAAACAAAGCUAUCAAAUUAAAAGCAAUUCUUUUACAGAACUAUUGGAAGAUGAUGAUUCAUCAGAUGCAUCUGUAGUUAGUGAAACUAGUAAGAAGAACAAGACAGCUUGUAGCAAAAUUAAGCAGAGCAAUAAUUUACAGUCCCCAAAGUACAAUCCCUUUGAAAAGUUAAAGAUGAGCAGUAUAUUAAAGAGAAAACACUAUGCUAAAAAGCAAAUUCAACUAAAAGAAUGUACAAGAGAAUCAUUAGCACCAGCAAAUGAUGAAAAUUCUGAGUUGAGCAAUGUCUCAUCUAGCGAUGAAGUUUUCAGUUCUAGUGAAUGGUCUUUUCAAAGUAAAUAUUCACCUUAUUUUUCUUCUAAUGAUACGUUUUAUAAAAUUGUUGACACUUUUGCAAGAUUGAAUUCAGAUCUCACAAAUGCAGAUUAUUUAGAAUAUGUGCAACCAAGAGAAAAAAUCGUGGAGUCAGAUAUGGAUAAACUUCUGAGCCCAACAAUAGAAAUGUCUAUGAUCCAUUGUGAAAUAAAUCAACAAAAAUCACAAGUAGAUUGUAAUGGAAAUGAUGUUAUAAAUCAUAACUUAAAGAUAUCAGCAAGUGAAACUGUGGAAAAACAAUUGAUUUCAAAGGCUGUUUAUGCUAUAAAACUAGGAUUUCAAAAUAUAUUCAAUACCUCAAAUGAAUGUGUCAUUGACGAGAUAUUAUAUGAUCAUCCUUUCACUUAUAAAGAUAUUCAGCUAGAAAUAGAUUUAGUCAAUAUUAGAAAAAGUUCAGAAACAAAAAUACCUAUUGUGUUACUGGAAAAUAAUAGUUCAACUCAUGAUCAUCACCAUCAUAAUUAUCAAUUGAAUGACCCAUUCAAAAAUGUUUCUUGCUCAUUAAAAGACACUUUGAAUGAAUUUGAUAAUUUUGGAGGAUUUUCAGAGGAUCAUACAAACAAAGAAGAUAUAGUAAAUCGGAAACAAGUUUUUAUGGCAACAAAAAAUCAAGAUAUAAAUCCCUAUAAUAAUUCAAAUCAUUUAAAAUCUAACAAUAGUUUCAGCUCUUUAGUCAAGACAAGUCUUGUUAGCUCUGACAUAAAUGCCAACUAUGAUUUUACAAAAUUCCAAAUAUCUAAUACAAGUAUUCAUGAAAAACAGUCGAUUGCUCCUCUAAAAAUGAGAAUCAAGCGCCUUAGUAACAAUAAUCAGUAUGUUAUUGAUGAUCCUGGUAUUUAUAAUGUUCAAGUUGAUAAUAAAGCAACAUGGAAAUUCCAAAAAAAUUCAGACAGCAAGUACGAAUGUUCUUAUUGUUUAGAAAAAUUUAGGACUAAAAGAUUGUUAAAAAGUCAUAUUUCAGAAAAUCACAAAGGUCCAUAUGACAUGGAAUGUGAAAUUUGUCACAUGAAGUCUAAAAAAAGUUCUGCCUAUAAAAAACAUAAACCAUGGUGUGAAAAGAGUACAGCAUUGAAAUGUGAAAUUUGUCAAAAAAUUUAUUGUUAUAAAGCUGUGCUGUUGAGACAUAUAAACACUCACAAAGAUCGAUUUUAAAAGAAAGAUAUGAUGCAUAAUAAUCAAACAUUAGAGCAACAAAAUCUAAUUUUGUAUUUCAUGGAGAAGUGCGAUAUCUGAUCAUCUCUGAUGUUGAAUAAUACACUUGUGUAAUUAAAAAAGAAUCAAAAUACUUACUCAAAAGUAUAAUUUUUUGCUUCAUAAUAAGUUGUAAGAACACAGAGAAAAACAUUCAUAAAUGAAUGUUCAUAUCUUAAACAUAUUUAUAUAAAAAAAAUUUUUUUUAUUGCAUUAUCAUAUUAUACAAUUUUCAAAUUUUAUAUAAAAAAACAUGGAAUCUUAACAGCAUUUCCAACAAUGUGUAUUCAUUUAUUUAUUCAUACUCAAUACAACUAGUCUUAUAAAAGUACAUUUCUUGAAGAUGCAGUGUAUUUUUUAGUCAGGUUAAGUAUUCUUAUAGAAUAUUAUUUUGUUGCAAAGCAUGUAACAUUCCACUGCUUUCUUUUAAUGUAACAAUUGAAAUUAAAAUAUUAAAUUAGCAAUAAAUGACUAUUAAGAAAGCAAGAAACCUACCCAACAGUGAUUGCAUCGCCAACUUAAGAACUGGAAAUAAUAAUAUUGAAAUUAUUUUUAUGCAUCACUCUUCGUUUUUAAAUAUUAUUUACUAGGUAGUGUUACAGUGCGUAGAGCUUAAUUAUAAGAAUACAUGAAUUCCAUAUAGUUUUACGAUAACUACUGAUAAUCGUACGUCAAUCGAUGCGAUUGUCGCAUUAGAUUAUGGAGUUAUAUUUGUAUGAGCAGUGAUCAAUUGCUUGCGUAAUAUGACAACAUAAAAACAAGUUGUGCAAUCUCAAAACGCCAUAUGUAAAAUAUAUCUUUAAAGAAAUAACGAAAAAUAAAGAUCGAGAUAUUUGAUCAAAUAAAAAAUAACACAACACGGUUGUUACAGUUGAUAUUCGCUGUUUAAAUAUGUAUAAACAAGCGUCUGCGUGAAUUGUUUGUGUAAAUUUAAAAAAGAAAAAACCACUAUGGCUUAAUGGAUAGAACAUCUGUUUCCAGCGCACAAUCCUAAGGUUCGGUUCCAGGCGAAUACUAAAAAGGCUUUAUUGCAAAUUUCAUAUGAAAUAAGUAGCACUUUGAAAAUUUGAAAAAUGUUAAUUAGAAGCCGAAAUAAAUCGCAAUAAUUUAGCUUUUAAUGAAGUUACAGAAACCGUUGACCAAUCAAUUAGUUGGUAUUUUACGAGGAACCGCUGUUUUUUUUUACAAUUGCAAAAAUAUUUGUUAAAACCGAAAAUAUUACAAUUUAACAAAAAAAAAAAAAAACGCAGUGCCGCAGAAGAUUUGAUUGUUCAAAUCGCUGUCACCUUUUUUAUAAUCAAGUUACAGGUGUGGUCAAGUAACCAAAUGAUUUGCAAUUUUAUAAGAAAUCCAUAAUUCCUUCGCUGAUGUCUAGAGCGGUGCUCAGCUUUCCUAUGGCUUUACUUAAUUCAUCAUAUUGCCGGGCCUGAAUAAUAUUUUUGUAAUUUAACAAUAUGUACAGAUUCUUGAUAACACUCCGAAUUGUUCUGUUUUAAAGGCUCGGGUAUUUUCGACGAGAAAAAUAUUCGUGCUACUUUUAGUUGUGAUCGGUAUUUGUAUUAUACGGUUGCUGUUUAUUUGCCAGAGCUAGAUUAAAAAAAUAACUAACUGUAAUCCAUAAAUAUCAAUAUAAUUUGAUUUUUAUAUGCGCAUUAAUGUUGACGGAUGUUAAGCAUAUUGAGGCAUAGAACUAUUUUAUGUAUGCGGUGUAUUUUAUAAUAGUUUGAAUUUAAUUCAAGCAUGAAAUUCAAUAUUAAUGCAAACGAGAGAUAAGCGCGCGAGCGCGCUUGACGACAUUAGUGAUUUUAUAAUCUAAUUCUAGCUCUCUUCAAUAAAAGCUACAGAUAAUUUUUUCUACUAUAUUUCUUAUAAAUCUUUAGUUGUUUAGCGUGUUCUAUAAUUACGUAAUAAUAAUUAGUUCCAAUUCACUUAGAGUCAAAGAGCCGAACUUGUAAAAUAAAAUUGUUGCUUAAACUGUAUGAUUCUUGUUGUUGUUAUGCGUGAUGAAUGAAUUCGACGUGCAUGAUUGUGCCACUGGCUGGGACUAUAGCGUCAACGACUGAACUUGCGUAAACUAGCGACUGCGCCUAUAUGUUCAAAUCGCAAGUUGCUGUCGUCAAAACUCAAAUGUUAACUACUAAAACCGACGUUGCAAGUUGCAAUUAAAAAAAAUGUAAAUUUAAUUAAGAGUGUUAUCAAUUUUUUUUCAAGUGCUCGGUAAUCAUUGAUACAACUAAAAAAGGUAUCGAAAACCGCUCUGUCGUUGCGUCACUUCCAAAUUGAUGAAAAUUAUUAGAGCGACAACCAACAAUGCGAGUCGAGGAUCGCAAGAGCCGUGCAAGAAAGGGGCAAACUAACAACGCUCUAAGCUAAAUGCUCUAAACAAACUUGUUCCUGUAUACAAUUUUAUUAGAGCUGCAUGGAGCACACACUGCAAGCGCAUAGCAGCUGCUACGUAUGUGGGUAUAGUUAUAGGAGAUAUACAUCAACGUCACAGUGUACGAGCAGGUGCGUAAACAAUUGGUUUUCUCAAUUAU